ACGACACUUGCGCUGGCAUAAAUAGUCCGCGACUUCGAGUGGAGGGCACAUUCGGUUGUUCCGAUUCUUGUGAUACAGUUCGUCAUUGUAUUGAUCGAGUUUCAUCAUGACUGGUCGUGGAAAGGGAGGAAAGGGAUUGGGAAAAGGAGGAGCGAAGCGUCAUAGAAAAGUCCUUCGUGAUAACAUCCAGGGAAUAACUAAACCAGCUAUCCGUCGUCUUGCUCGUCGCGGUGGUGUCAAGCGUAUAUCUGGAUUGAUCUACGAAGAAACGAGAGGUGUUUUGAAAGUGUUCCUUGAGAACGUCAUUCGUGACGCCGUCACGUACACCGAACACGCUAAGAGAAAGACCGUAACAGCAAUGGACGUCGUCUACGCUCUGAAACGCCAGGGCAGAACCCUCUAUGGUUUUGGUGGUUAAACGCUGUGUAUCGCAUUUCAUUGUUUAGCUUUAUACAAACGGCCCUUUUCAGGGCCAACAAGAUUUUUAUAUCGUUGGAAUGACUAUCAAGUAACAUGUACAUGUGAUUACUUGUAGCUCAGGGUUUCGCGGGUCGAUAUAAGAUUACGUGGAAGCUGUCCAUAAUAACUUCGAGACAUAUUUAUUAUUUGUGAGUUUAUUCUUUCUGGUUCUUAAAUAUUAAAUCGGAGAAAAAUAUUGUUUAACUCUUGAAUAGUGAAAACUGAUCUUUUCUCCUUCCGCCUGGUGCUGAAAUGCUCCAUGUUCGAUACUGAUCACUUAUGAGAUAAUUAUGAGGGUUUUGUACACUGAACUCCCAAUUCCAAAAAAUUACAUUGUAAAUCAUGGCAUUCUAGACUCUAGAUAAUCGCGUAUAUCCUUCCCUUUCUUUAGCUUCUCUUUCCCUUUUAAUUUGCCUGACUAAUGCGUAUUGACCGUGCAUAUCUUGCGCAUUCGUGCGCAGUCGAUGUGCAUUCAACCAAACGUACUUCGGAAUGUCUCCCAGUUCGUUAUUUGAAAAUAUUCUGCGAUGAUAGUGCACAACUAUCGGAAUGAGAUAACCACGCGCAAUGCCUGUACAUGUAUUAAAUUAUGGUAACGUUUGUAUGUAUUGUAUGAUGUAUAUGUAUAAUUUACUAUGCAUACAACAUUGCAGCAUGGAGUAUAGAAGAAAAGUACAUAAUAUGCUCGCAUUCUCGAGCUGAUUCUUUUGUUUUUCAAUAUUUUCAAGCUCAUACCUCCUUCAUAUCCAAGAUAAAAUAACAAAUUUCUUAGAGCACGAGUGUGACAAUUGUUGUUAAACAUUGGAUACUAGUGAUAUUGAAAGUGUUCAUCGGUUGGAGACAUUUCAGUGCCGAAAAAGGCCAGUCAUAAAAAUUCAGCCAACAAUGAAUCGAAAGUUCUCAGUCCUCAAACAUAAAAUAUAUAUCUGAUAAACUCAA
Ceratina calcarata is the source of this 1398-nucleotide messenger RNA. Its product is annotated as histone H4. The transcript has a single exon. Gene Ontology annotation, cellular component: nucleosome. The record is from RefSeq and is a predicted model, not a curated record. NCBI's taxonomy places the organism in Eukaryota, Metazoa, Arthropoda, Insecta, Hymenoptera, Apidae. Gene Ontology annotation, molecular function: structural constituent of chromatin; DNA binding; protein heterodimerization activity. Bases 107 to 418 code for a protein of 103 amino acids.